Messenger RNA from Triticum dicoccoides, 3580 nucleotides. Its product is annotated as receptor-like protein EIX1. The transcript has a single exon. The coding region runs from base 90 to 3266 and encodes 1058 amino acids. Gene Ontology annotation, molecular function: protein binding. NCBI's taxonomy places the organism in Eukaryota, Viridiplantae, Streptophyta, Magnoliopsida, Poales, Poaceae. The record is from RefSeq and is a predicted model, not a curated record.
UCGUACAUAGCUAAAUACUAAAACUGAGCCUGUAGCAUACUCUAGUGUGUAUGCAUUGCUUCCCCAGCUAGAAAGCUCGUUCUUCGAGCAUGUCUCGCACAACCAAUCUCUUGCUUACACUCAUCACCAUAAGCAUAUUUCCAUUCGUCACAAAUGGUGCAGUACAGCCCCAGCAUCAUCAGCAUGCCCAUGGCGGUGGCGGUGGCUGCAUCCCGGCUGAGAGGGCCGCCUUGCUCUCCUUCAAAGAGGGCAUUACAAGCAACAACACCGACCUCCUUGCCUCGUGGCAAGGACAGGACUGCUGCCGGUGGAGAGGCGUCAGUUGCAGCAACCGAACAGGCCAUGUCAUCAAGCUUCACCUUCGAAAUCCGAAUGUGACGCUCAACGCCUAUGGCUACUAUGAUGCAUGUGCUGGUGCCAGUGCUUUGUUCGGCAAGAUAAGUCCCUCUCUGCUUUCCUUGAAGCAUCUAGAGCACCUGGACCUCAGCAUGAACUGUUUACUAGGGACAAAUAGCCAAAUUCCUCAUUUAGUGGGCUCCAUGGCGAACUUGAGAUACCUUAACCUCUCUGGCAUACCAUUCAACGGUAGAGUGCCUUCUCAGCUUGGUAAUCUGUCUAAGUUGCAGUAUCUCGACCUUGGCCAACCUGAUUAUUGUUAUGGUACUAUGUACUCAACGGACAUCAACUGGUUAGCGAAGCUACCUUUCCUUCAGUUCCUUAGCAUGAGUGGAGUAAACCUCUCGGGGAUAGCUGACUGGCCUCAUACCCUGAAUAUGAUUCCACCUCUGAGAGUUAUUGAGCUUUCUUCCUGUUCACUUGAUAGUGCAAACCAAUCACUUCCACACCUUACUCUCACAAAACUUGAGAAGCUUGACCUCUCCGGGAAUUACUUUGAGCACUCACUUGGAUCUGGCUGGUUUUGGAAAGCGACCAGCCUCAAGUACCUUGAACUUGGGGGUAACAAACUAUUCGGCCAUUUCCCUGACACACUAGGAAACAUGACGUACCUUCAAGUUCUUGGUAUUUCAUCUAAUGAGAUCACGGACAGGAUGAUGAAAGGAAACCAUCUUAAGAAUCUUUGUAGUUUGGAAAUCAUUGACCUCGCAUAUAAUAAGAUAACUGGAGACAUAGAAGUGUUAAUGGAGAGUUUGCCGCAAUGUACAAGGACAAAAUUGCAGAAGCUGGAUUUAAGUGGCAACAAUUUCACUGGAACUCUGCCAAAUAUUAUUAGUGACUUCAGCAAGUUGAGCAUACUAAGCCUCUCCAAUAACAACCUUGUUGGACCUAUACCACCACAACUUGGCAAUUUGACAUGCCUGACUUCUUUGGAGCUCUAUAGCAAUCACCUCAAUGGAAGUAUACCACCUGAACUCGGUGCUCUUACCAGUUUAACCUCUUUGGACAUAAGAAGGAACGACCUCACUGGGAGUAUACCAGCCGAGCUUGGGAAUUUGAGGUAUUUGACUGAACUUCGCCUCUCCUAUAACAACAUCACUGCUCCUAUACCACCCGAGCUUAUGCAUUCAACUAGCCUAACCUCUCUAGAUCUCUCCAACAAUCAUCUCAAUGGAAGUGUACCCACUGAAAUAGGUUCUCUUAUUAAUCUGACUUCUCUGUACCUAUGGAACAAUGACUUUACUGGUGUGAUCACAGAAGAACACUUUGCAAAUCUAACAAGUUUAAAGGAUAUAGACUUGUCUUCCAACAAUUUGAAGUUUGUACUGGAUUCAGAUUGGCGCGCUCCCUUUACGUUGGAGUCUGCAUCGUUUGCAUCUUGCCAGAUGGGUCCUCUAUUUCCACCUGGGCUUCAGCAGAUGAAAACCAAUGCACUUGACAUUUCAAGCAACGCUCUAAAGGGCGAGAUUCCUGAUUGGUUUUGGUCCGCAUUUUCAAAUGUCACAUAUCUGGACAUCUCUAACAACCAAAUAAGUGGCACCUUGCCAGCACAUAUGCAUAGCAUGGCUUUGGAAAAACUCUACCUCAAUUCGAACCGGCUUACUGGACCAAUACCUGUGUUGCCAACAAAUAUCAACCUGUUAGACAUCUCCAGCAAUUCAUUUUCACAAAUAAUACCAUCAAACCUUGUAGCGUCGCGACUUGAAAUAUUGAGUAUGCAUUCAAAUCAAAUUGGUGGCUACAUUCCAGAAUCUAUUUGCAAAUUAGAACAGUUGAUAUAUUUGGAUUUGUCGAACAAUAUUUUGGAGGGUGAAAUUCCUCAAUGUUUUCACAUCGACAAAUUACAAAAUCUUAUACUCAGCAACAACAGUUUAUCCGGAAAAAUCCCAGCAUUUUUGAAGAAUAACACAGAACUGACGUUCUUGGAUCUGUCAUGGAAUAGGUUCUCUGGAAGAUUACCUACAUGGAUAGGAAACCUGGUCAAUUUACGUUUUCUCGUACUGAGCCAUAAUAUAUUUUCUGAUGAUAUUCCAGCCGACAUAACAAAGCUGGGGUAUCUUCAAUACUUGGAUCUAUCAUGCAACAACUUUUCUCGUGCAAUACCUUGGCAUCUGUCGAACCUAACAUUUAUGUCAACAUUACAAUCAAUGUAUAUGGUUGAAGUUACUGAAUAUGAAACCAGGUUAGGUCCUACCGGAAUUAAAGCUGAUCGCCUAGGACAAAUAUUGUCAGUAAAUACAAAAGGGCAGCAACUUAUAUAUCAUGGAACACUUGCCUAUUUUGUGAGCAUUGAUUUAUCAUGCAACUCCUUGACUGGUGAGAUUCCUACAGACAUCACUUCGCUUGCUGCACUGAUGAAUUUGAAUUUAUCAUCGAACCAAUUGAGUGGACAAAUUCCAAACAUGAUUGGCGCCAUGCAGUCACUGGUAUCUCUCGACCUCUCCCAGAACAAGCUUUCCGGUGAAAUCCCAUCGAGCUUGUCAAAUCUGACAUCUCUGAGCUACAUGGACCUGUCUUACAAUAGUUUGUCUGGAAGGAUACCAUCUGGCCCCCAACUUGAUAUCCUCAAUUUGGACAACCAGUCACUUAUAUACAUCGGCAACAGUGGACUUUGUGGGCCUCCUGUCCACAAGAAUUGUUCAGGAAAUGAUCCUUUCAUCCAUGGAGAUCUCAGAUGCAGUAACGAAGAAUUUGAUCCACUGACGUUUUACUUUGGGCUUGUGCUGGGAUUUGUGGUGGGGCUCUGGAUGGUGUUUUGUGCACUGCUGUUCAAGAAGACAUGGAGAAUUGCUUAUUUCCGGCUCUUCGACAAGGUGUACGAUCAAGUCUAUGUAUUUGUGGCUGUGAAGUGGGCAAGCUUCGCAGAAUAAGCGUUUCUGCUGAAGGGACAAGUGUCUGCUGCAACCCAUUGAAUAAGAGCACUGGUCUAUUAACCAGAGUGUGGAAGAUCUUCAUAAGCGUAUGUUAUAUUGUGUGCCUUGUCUGUACCCCCUAAAUAAAGAUGAAGAUGCUUAGCUCUUCGGAUACAUUUAUGGCUUUACUAUUGUGGUAAUGUAAGACUUCAAUAUUGUUUAGUAAUUUCGAUAAAUGUAAGACUUUACUAUUCUUCUGGACUGUAAUCAUGAGGGUCUUUCCCUGAAUAGUUUGAACAUUUUUCUGCAGUUACAGCAAGUUAGUUUCAAUC